UUAUCGCCAGAGUACUCGUGAGAGAGAGAGAGAGAGAGAGAGAGAGAGAGAGAGAAGAGAACGUGAAUACUUUCGUCCUUCCAGGUUCUUCUCCUUGACCGUGAAACCCUAAGCAUUAUCUGUUUGCACAGCUCGUUUCAGUCUAAAUUUUGUCUUGAUUUGGAGAGAUGGCAUCGGUGCAUACAAGCUUGAUGUCGGUUGUGUGCAAGAAUGGCCAUUCCGCUCCUGCAAAGUUUCCCAACUCUGCCUUCUUGACUGGGUUUGAUGUUGUCGGGCGUGUUGCAACUGUGAAUAGGAAGGAAACAUGUCCUACCCACAUGGCUUCUGGUCCUAAAGCCACAUUAACCUUCGAUCCCCCAACAACCAAUUCAGAGAGAACCAGACAAAGGAAGAAUACUGUCGAUCCUGCUUCUCCUGAUUUUCUCCCACUUCCAUCUUUUGAACAGUGUUUUCCAAGGAGCUCAAAAGAGUACAGGGAAGUUGUUCAUGAGCAAUCUGGUAAUGUACUCCAAGUUCCCUUUCGACGAGUCCACUUGUCUGGGGGCGAACCAGAUUUUGACACAUAUGACACCAGUGGCCCUCAAAAUAUUAGCCCACGCAUAGGACUUCCUAAAUUGCGCGAGGAUUGGGUUGACAGACGAGAGAAGCUGGGUUUACCAAGGUUUACUCAGAUGUACUAUGCUAAGCAGGGAAUUAUAACUGAGGAAAUGUUGUACUGUGCAACUCGUGAAAAGCUUGACCCAGAGUUUGUGAGGUCAGAGGUUGCUCGUGGGAGGGCAAUUAUCCCUUCCAACAAGAAGCACUUAGAGCUGGAACCUAUGAUUGUUGGAAGAAAUUUUCUGGUCAAAGUUAAUGCAAAUAUUGGAAAUUCUGCCGUUGCAAGCUCUAUUGAGGAGGAAGUAUACAAGGUUCAAUGGGCAACCAUGUGGGGUGCAGACACUGUUAUGGAUCUCUCAACUGGCCGCCACAUUCAUGAGACACGCGAGUGGAUCCUACGUAACUCAGCUGUACCAGUGGGCACUGUACCAAUCUAUCAAGCACUUGAAAAAGUGAAUGGAAUUGCUGAAGAUUUAAGCUGGGAAGUUUUCAGGGACACCCUUAUUGAGCAAGCUGAGCAGGGUGUAGAUUACUUCACAAUUCAUGCUGGUGUUCUGCUGCGGUACAUCCCCUUAACAGCAAAACGCAUGACAGGAAUUGUUUCACGUGGAGGAUCCAUUCAUGCAAAGUGGUGCUUAGCUUACCAUAAAGAGAACUUUGCGUAUGAGCACUGGGAUGAUAUACUUGAUAUCUGCAACCAAUAUGAUGUGGCACUGUCAAUAGGGGAUGGGUUGAGACGUUCUAUAUAUGAUGUUAAUGACACUGCUCAUUUUGCUGAACUUUUAACCCAAGGGGAGCUAACCCGCAGGGCAUGGGAGAAGGACGUGCAGGUGAUGAAUGAAGGUCCAGGACAUAUUCCAAUGCACAAGAUUCCUGAGAACAUGCAAAAACAGCUUGAAUGGUGUAAUGAAGCACCUUUCUACACUCUCGGUCCUUUGACAACUGAUAUUGCUCCUGGAUAUGAUCAUAUCACCUCUGCCAUUGGUGCAGCCAAUAUUGGGGCUCUAGGUACAGCACUGCUCUGUUAUGUGACACCAAAGGAGCACCUUGGGCUGCCAAAUAGGGAUGAUGUGAAGGUUGGAGUUAUAGCAUAUAAAAUUGCUGCUCAUGCGGCUGAUUUAGCCAAAGGUCAUCCACAUGCUCAAGCCUGGGAUGAUACAUUAAGCAAGGCAAGAUUUGAGUUCAGAUGGAUGGACCAGUUUGCUCUGUCACUUGACCCCAUGACUGCCAUGUCCUUCCAUGAUGAGACUCUUCCAUCAGAUGGUGCCAAAGUGGCACAUUUUUGCUCUAUGUGUGGGCCAAAAUUCUGCUCUAUGAAGAUAACAGAGGAUGUCAGGAAGUAUGCUGAGGAGCACGGUUAUGGGACUGCUGAGGAAGCUGUGCAACAUGGGAUGGAUGCUAUGAGUGCUGCAUUCCUUGCUGCUAAGAAAACUGUUAGUGGGGAACAACAUGGUGAAAGUGGUGGAGAAAUCUACUUGCCAGAGAGUUAUGUUCAAUCCUCUCAGAGGUGAAGGUCAUAUGAACAAUGGAAGUGGGUUUGGAAUCACCUUUGAGCCAUGAUGCUACUUAGGCUUGUCAAUAAUGGUCGUAUGCAACACUAGCAUCAGGCUGUUGGUGAGUUUCAUAGUUUGAGUCUGUCAGUGAAGCUUUAAGACUAUCUUUCUUUGUUUUGAGUUAUUUCCUAUAGCCAAAUAAUAAAACUGUUGUUGUUUCAACUUUUAUCAUUUUGUGGGUUUAUAUUGACAUAAGAAGCACCAGGGGUGCCUGUAUCUGCCAAGCAAUAGCUUUUAAUUAAUGGCUACGGUGAAAGCAGAUCAGGCUGAGAAAGUCCCUUUGAACCUGAACAGGAUAAUGCCUGCGUAGGGAGUGUGCAUUUUCUUUUUCUGUUUUUUUGGUUCUGUGCUUGAACAGGCGAGGAGCUUCUGCAUCCAUUCAUGGCUUGAUCUUAGCCGGUCAGUGUUUGGCAAAUUCAGCUUUAAUGGCCAAUGGUCAGGCUUAUUGAUCCCAGUGGCUUGCCUUGGAUAUAACUGAAAAUGGCAAGUGAUGUUGCCUGCCUGAUCAGUCGUUUGUUGCCAUGAUGAUGAAAGGGAAAUUGCCUUGUCAAUA
Molecule: messenger RNA, 2703 nt
Organism: Carica papaya (papaya)
Lineage: Eukaryota; Viridiplantae; Streptophyta; Magnoliopsida; Brassicales; Caricaceae
Gene: THIC
Product: thiaminC
Biological process (GO): thiamine biosynthetic process
Molecular function (GO): iron-sulfur cluster binding; carbon-carbon lyase activity
Source: RefSeq, a predicted model, not a curated record